GAUUUAAUUUUCAUAAGAGUAACCGUAGGCAUGUUAAAUAUUUUUUUUUUACAACAAAUUAUAUGUAUUAUAUAAAAGGUUGCACAUAAGGCUUGAAGAAAUUACGUUGGUCUGAUUUUCACUCGUUUCUCUUGUAAAAAAAAAGUGUAUGUGGAGGGCAAACUAUUGAGUCUUGCAUCAACUUACCACGUGGACAGUCUUCAAGGUCACCUUCAGAAAUUGUGUUCCAUCUACGAAUAAUCGAGGUCUUGGGUCGAUUUAUGAAUUUAAAAAAAAAUCAUCUUGAUUGUCAUGUUAAAGCAGUUGAAUAAAUAAAUAAAUAAAUUGAAUGAUGGAAAAAAUUUUGAUUAAGAAGAAUAUGAAUGAAAAAAUAUGAAAUUUAUUGCGGAAGUAUCUACUGCAAAGAGAAGAUUCAUUUAUCAAUUACCACACAAUGGUAAUGAUUGAUGAGGAAAGCUGUCAUUGAGAAAACUUUUACUGUGAUAUUGAUAAUUUAAACGCAGUAAUCAAAAACAUCCUCAGAAAAGAAUUACUGUCAUGCAGAGACGUUCUCUGGAUAUUAGUAUUUUGUGGUUUUGCAAUAAAUUAUAUGCUGAGAAUAAAUAUGAAUUUAGCUAUAGUUGCAAUGAUCAUACCACGUACCAAAGCAGCAGCAGUUGCACAAUGCUCAGCACCUUAUAUUGUUUCGACAGGAAAUUGGAAAAAUGACACAAAUAUUAACUCAUCAAUAUUUUCAACAUCAAGCAUUGUUCCAAAUUCUUCGAUAGGACAAUUGUUUGAUUGGGAUGAGUAUGAGCAAGGUCUCGCUCUGGGUGGUUACUAUUGGUUGCACUGGUUGUCGCAAUUACCGGGUGGUCUUUUGGCCCGGCGUUAUGGAACCAAAAUGGUGUUUGGUCUAGGAAAUUUGAUAAGUGCAAUACUUGGGUUAUCUAUUCCAUUUGUUACUCACUACCAUCUGUAUGCUCUGGUAACAGUUAGAGUUUUCCAAGGCCUGGUUUCGGGUGUGAUGUGGCCGGCAAUGCAUGACAUGACUGCUAAAUGGAUCCCGCAGAAUGAAAGAAGUAAAUUUGUCAGUGCAUAUAUGGGUAGUUCCGUUGGAGCAGCUAUUACUUACCCACUUUGUGCGUUUAUUAUUAAUUUAUUAAACUGGGAAGCAGCUUUUUAUGUGACUUCUUUAAUUGCCAUAAGUUGGUACGGAUUUUGGUACUUUUUGAUAUUUGAUUCGCCGAGAAUUCAUCCAAGAAUUUCACAAACUGAGCAAAAGUACAUACUGGAGAACACCGUGGGCACAAUUCAAACAAAAAAUUCUGGUGAAAAAGUUCCAUGGAGCGAAAUUUUAUUGUCUUGGCCACUUUGGGUCACUGUGAUUGGCCAGUGGGGCGGCGCAUGGGGUUUCCUAACUUUCAUGACUCAGGCGCCGUCUUACUUUAAUUUUGUACAUGGCUGGAAUUUAAAAGCCACUGGAUUAUUUUCAGGACUUCCACAUAUUUUAAGAAUGCUCGUCUCUUAUUUCUAUUCGAUUCUAAGCGACUGGUUGCUGCGAACCAAAAAAUUGUCGCUGAAAAACGUCAGAAAGUUAGCGAACAUGGUAACAACCGGUGGCGGAGCUAUUCUGACUCUCGGACUAGCUUUCAGCGGAUGUCAACCAACACUAGCAAUAUUUUUUAUGAUGACAGGAACGGCUGUCAAUGGUGCGGUUUCUGCCGGCACCUUAGCGAAUUUAGUGGACCUGAGUCCUAAUUUCGCGAGCGUCUUGUUAGGAUUUUGCGGACUCAUUACCGGCAUAUCUGGCUUUGUUUCUCCAUUAGUCGUUGGUAUUCUAACAAAUCACAAGCAAACUGUUGAACAAUGGCGGCUAGUUUUUAUAAUUGCCGCUGUAAAUUUAACAAUAAGUGCGGUUGUCUAUACUAUUUGGGGUACUUCUGAUGUACAAUCGUGGAACAAUCGUUCAGAUAAAGUUGAUUCGACUGCUGAAGAACUAGUAAAAUUAAAAGUCAAAGUUAAUAAUGAGCUUAGAGAUGGAGAUAAUUUAAAAAAAGAAAAAAUAAAUAAUGAAAAAAAAUCAAUGGUAUAAAAGUAAUAAAUUAUAAAUAAUAAAUAAUAAAUAAAAAACUUAAUUAAAUGUAUAGUAGGAAAUAAAUAGUCGUUCGUUUGAUGAUAAUUGUGAUUA
Messenger RNA from Microplitis demolitor, 2170 nucleotides. RefSeq names its product sialin. Gene Ontology annotation, molecular function: transmembrane transporter activity. Bases 590 to 2074 code for a protein of 494 amino acids. Lineage: Eukaryota; Metazoa; Arthropoda; Insecta; Hymenoptera; Braconidae. Gene Ontology annotation, biological process: monoatomic anion transport; transmembrane transport. The record is from RefSeq and is a predicted model, not a curated record. The transcript has 9 exons. Gene Ontology annotation, cellular component: plasma membrane.